AUGUAUGGAGCAAAAAGAAAAUUCGAGUUAAUGGCAAACAGUUUGGGAGUUACACAUACCACUGUGGAUGCUCUUACCAAUAACAAUGCUGAACUCGCCCUAAAAGACACUGAGCUAGCUAAUAAGAAGGCUGAACUCGCCAAAAAAAAAAACAGACUUCAUAAUAAUGUAAAACAUAUCUGGGAAACUGAUGAUGAUCUUUCUACUAUGCAACACCAACUAAACAAUAUCCAGUCCGAAAUAUCAACAAUGACUAUGAAUUUCAAGAAAUAUUUGAGUACAGAAUCUGGGGCUAUUGGAUUGAAAUAUUUUACAAGAGAGGAAAAUGAAACUCAUAUCUUUGAAUACGGUGUUAUCAGCUUGCUUGUGGAGAAGAUUAUCACUGACACGCUUAUUCAUUGGAUUUAUGACAAGCCCAUCUACUUUGAAUUACCUGUUAAAUUACCUUAUGCCGGUCUUUCUAAGUGGCAACUGUUUACUACAACCAAAGAUUGGUCCCUACUUCUGCGGGAGCAGUUCUGUUUUCUCGCAGUAAGACCUGAAAUUGUCGAACGUCUCAGCACUCUAUCCGAGAUCUUCAUUGGCGCUAACUCUUACUUAGAAAAGAAGCUUAUUACCAUUGUCGAAAUAGCCGCCCAAGUUAGUCUGGCUAUGCCUGUCAAGCGCAAGAAGUUGGUCAAGGUAAAUGACAAGGCACAAGGUGAUAUGAGAUUUCAAUACUUUUGUGUUAAAAGAUCAAAUAACCGAAUUAUCGACAUUAUUAAAAACAUAUUCAAUUUGACAAGAGUAUGGGUCUUAAUAAAAGAAGUCCAGUGUAUUGUCGACACGUUUUAA
Molecule: messenger RNA, 834 nt
Organism: Phycomyces blakesleeanus NRRL 1555(-)
Lineage: Eukaryota; Fungi; Mucoromycota; Mucoromycetes; Mucorales; Phycomycetaceae
Exons: 7
Coding region: 1-834 (277 amino acids)
Source: RefSeq, a predicted model, not a curated record